CAAGUGUUACUAGUGUUUCUACUUCUGUUACUUAUCCAUUGAGAUUUAAAUCUCUUUUUACCAGAGAUACUUGGUCAAGAAGUAAAAACAGACAAAUACUGUUUCACACACACAAUCUUCAAAGUGGAACUUCAAUAAUAAACCUUAAAGAAUGUUCACAGUAAAACUUAGAUUGACUUCAUUUAGUAUCCAGCUCUGAGGAUUUCUAAUCCUCGUGUAAAUGAGCUCAGGACGAGGAGUCAGCAGGUUUAAACACUGGAGGACAAACCAUUAUAACAUCACCUGUUAAACAAAGCUUUGACAACAACUGGCACCUCACAGUGAAGCUCACGGAAGUCAACCAAUCCUGUCGUCCACUCCUCUGCAGAUCCUCCUCUACCUCAACUCCUGGUACUUUGCAGCCUUCUACCUGGCAGAGAUUCUCAUGUUCAUCUAUAAAGGUGUUUCUCUCCCGUACCCGUCUGACAACCUGGUUCUGGACGUGGUUCUGCUGCUCAUCUUCCUCGGACUGGAGACACUCAGGAUCUUCUAUGGUUGGAAGGGGAACCUGUGUGAGCGCUCUCUGGCCUCGUGUGCGUCGCUCUUCAUCCUGCUGCCCUGCGGCGCGCUCGCCGUUUACUUCCUGCUGCUGCAGACCUUCGUUCUGCGGCUGGAGUUCAUCCUCGGCGCCGUCCUGCUCUGCUUCUAUGCCCUGGAGCUGCUGCUCGGGCUCCUCUCCUUAUCCGCCUUCUCCAGGUCCAAAGUUUACUGAAGAACAAAGUUCACCUGAAACAGAACAUGACGACAGAUCCACUGUAAAUAUAAAAGUCAAAAUCUGUCUGACACUAAUCAUCUUCUACUGUUUUGUACAAAAUGUUUUAUAAAUGUUUCAAAGACUUUGUGUAAAUAAAUUCUGGUUCAUUCUA
Messenger RNA from Hippoglossus stenolepis (Pacific halibut), 905 nucleotides. It is a transcript of the gene tmem216, whose product is annotated as transmembrane protein 216. The transcript has 6 exons. The record is from RefSeq and is a predicted model, not a curated record. Gene Ontology annotation, biological process: non-motile cilium assembly. The coding region runs from base 425 to 751 and encodes 108 amino acids. Lineage: Eukaryota; Metazoa; Chordata; Actinopteri; Pleuronectiformes; Pleuronectidae. Gene Ontology annotation, cellular component: ciliary transition zone.